AUGCCGCCGCCAAGACCGUCCCUCAGCGCGUUUCUGAGCACCGCGCGCAAGGCGUUGCUCACCCCGGCGGCCCAGCGGCCUACGCCACUGACUUUUGUCGUCGGCAACGAGUCCGCAGACCUCGACAGCCUCUGCUCCGCCGUGCUCCUCGCCUACUUCCGCACCCACGCCCCUCCGCACCGCACGCUGCACAUCCCGCUGUCCAACCUGCCGCGCGCCGACCUCGCCCUGCGGCCGGAGCUCGAGGCCGUGCUGGCGCCCGCGGGCCUGCAGCCGAGCGACCUGCUCACGCUGACGGAGCUGCCGGGCCCCGAGGACCUGCGCGCCGCGGACACGCGCUGGGUGCUCGUCGACCACAACGCGCUGACGGGCGGCCUCGCCGCGCGGUUCCGGGACCGCGUCGUCGGCUGCGUGGACCACCACGACGAGGAGGGCCAGGUGCCCGAGGACUGCGGCGACGAGCCGCGCGUCGUGCGCAGGGCCGGCUCGUGCAUGAGCCUCGUCGUCGAGCACGUGCGGCACACGUGGCGGCGGAUGGCCGACGACGCGGCCGGUAGUGGUAGCGGUGACUGCAAGCCCGGGGAGGAGGAGGAGGAGGAGCUGGACGCGCAGCUCGCGCGCGUGGCGCUGGGGCCCAUCCUCAUCGACACCGUCUGCCUGCGCGACGGGGGCAAGACGACCGGCACGGACGUGCGGUCCGCCGAGUUCGCCGAGGGGUUCCUCCUCCCCGCCGCGGGGACGGCGGCCGGGUACGACCGCGGGCUGUACUUUGACGAGAUCGUGCGGCUCAAGGAGGACAUCUCCGGGCUGGGGUACCGCGACGUGCUGCGCAAGGACUACAAGCGGUGGGACGAGGGUGAGCUGCGGCUGGGCAUGUCGAGCGUCCUCAGGGGGUUCGCAUACCUCGCCGAGCAGACGGGCACGAAGCAGGAGUUCCUGGACGCCAUGCGCAGCUGGGCCCGGGAGCAAGGGCUGGACAUCCUGGCGCUCAUGACGGUUGAGCACCCUGGGGGCCAGCUGAAGCGGGAGCUCUUGGUCUGGGCGCUCAGCGAGAAGGCCAAGGGCGCGGCGGAGGUGUUUGCGCAACAGAACCGCGAGCAGCUCCAGCUCGACCAGUGGCAGGGCGGCAAGUUGGACGAUACCGACGGCCAGGAUGGAUGGCGGAAGUGCUGGGUCCAGGGCCGGGCGGAUCACAGCAGGAAGCAGGUCGGGCCGAUGUUGAGGAGGGCUAUGAAGGACUCGUCCAAGUUAUGA
Messenger RNA from Thyridium curvatum, 1254 nucleotides. RefSeq lists its product as uncharacterized. Gene Ontology annotation, molecular function: exopolyphosphatase activity. NCBI's taxonomy places the organism in Eukaryota, Fungi, Ascomycota, Sordariomycetes, Thyridiales, Thyridiaceae. The transcript has 2 exons. Gene Ontology annotation, cellular component: cytoplasm. The record is from RefSeq and is a predicted model, not a curated record. The coding region runs from base 1 to 1254 and encodes 417 amino acids.